UGGGUGAAAAAGCUUUGGAGGAGGUUUGCCAAGAGGGGAGGAGAGCAGGCUGGGUCAAAUACUCCAGAGUAAACUUCCCUUCCCCACCUCCCAGUGACGGCCCUAUAAAGCCUCCCCACCUGAAGGUUUUCCUUGCAAGGGAGACCAAGGUUGAGCCUGCUUCACCCACCCCAUCUGACCGAAGACGGACACCCCUCGCUCGCCAUGACCAGCAGCGCAAUGACCGAGCUGGAGAAGGCCAUCGAAACAAUCGUCGACGUCUUUUUCAAGUACUCCACCCGUGAAGGCGACCAAGCCACACUCACCACUGGCGAGUUUAAAGAGUUGGCCACCGCCCAGCUGCCCAACCUUAUGAAGACCCAGAAAUAUCCAAUCAUGCGCGAUCUGGACAAGAACGGCGAUGGGAAAGUCAGUUUCCAGGAGUUCGUGAAGCUGGUGGCCGCCAUACUUAGAACAGGAAACCCUUCCUUUUCGGAGUAAACCUGAGCUUGCCGGUGGCCCUUAGCGGGAACGCAAAGCUCGGGAGUUUUGGGGGGGGCUUCAAGCCCAGCUGUCCCCUUCGCAACGCCUUUUCCCCCGUUUCUCGCGGCUUCUCUGCCCAACUGGGAGCACCCCGAGGUGCCAUGUAAUCGUCUGCUGGGACAGCCCUGCUGUUGAUUAAAGCUGUUUAGUGUGCA
Molecule: messenger RNA, 677 nt
Organism: Pantherophis guttatus
Lineage: Eukaryota; Metazoa; Chordata; Lepidosauria; Squamata; Colubridae
Product: protein S100-A13-like
Cellular component (GO): perinuclear region of cytoplasm
Molecular function (GO): transition metal ion binding; calcium-dependent protein binding; calcium ion binding
Source: RefSeq, a predicted model, not a curated record